Molecule: messenger RNA, 1032 nt
Organism: Vicia faba (fava bean)
Lineage: Eukaryota; Viridiplantae; Streptophyta; Magnoliopsida; Fabales; Fabaceae
Source: the annotation of a GenBank genome assembly
AUGGCUUCUAUUGAUGAUGAAAGUGGUUCGUCUAGUAAGAAAACAGUUGGUAAACGUGGUGUGACCCGAUUGCAAAAAAUUCACAAAGCCAAAAGCAAUGGAAAGAGAAUUGAGGUUCAAUGGAAUUCCAGAGGUCAACCAAUCAAGCAUAAUAGCAAGACUUUUGCUAGUUUUAUUGGUGUCACAGUUCGUCGGUUAGUUCCAAUAAGCUUGGACAAUUGGAGCGCGAAAAAAAAUAAAGAGGAUAAAUUCGGAGGAGUUAUACUAACCGUUCAAAACCCUAUGGAUUCUUAUUCAUUUGCUUCUAAAUUGGAACAUUCAAUGUCUCUAUGGACUCAACAGGGAAAAAAGGGAAUAUGGAUCAAUUUGCCCUUACAGCAUUCUAAUCUUGUUCAUUCUGCUGUCAAGGCUGGAUUUAGGUACCAUCAUGCUGAGUCAGAUUACUUGAUGCUUGUAUAUUGGAUCCCUCAUACCCCUGAUAGCAUUCCUGCAAAUGCUUCACACCGUCUCGGCGUUGGUGCUUUUAUCGUCAAUAACAAAAGAGAGGUGCUUGUGGUUCAGGAAACCAGUGGUAGAUUUGGAGGCACAGGUGUAUGGAAGAUGCCUACUGGAGCUGUUAAUGAAGGCGAGGAUAUUUGUGAUGCUGUAAUUAGAGAAGUGAAGGAAGAGACAGGGGUAGAGACAGAGUUUGUUGAAGUUUUAGCUUUCAGGCAAAGCCAUAAAUCUUUUUUUCAGAAAUCAGACUUGUUCUUUGUUUGCAUGUUGCAACCUCAAUCCUUUGACAUUCAAAGUCAGGCCUCAGAAAUUGAAGCAACUAAGUGGAUGCCUGUUGAAGACUAUGCAGCCCAACCUUUUGUGCAAGAAAACGAGCUCUUUGAUUUUAUUGCGAAAAUAUGCUUAUCGAAGUUGAAUGACAACUACACUGGUUUUUCUAACGUACCUACUACUACAUCUUCUGGCAAAAAAACUUAUCUGUAUUUAAACAAUGAUGCUAUUGGUAGCCACUUGUUAGCUUCCAAAGAGCAAGCUUAG